AUGGCGCUAUCCCGGCAACACAAGUUCAUCACGACUGUUUUCUUUCUAACAUUACAUAUGACGUCAUCAGCUAAAACGAACUCCAGGCCUGUAUAUGAAGUAAUAAAUGAACAAUCAAGAGCUGAUGACAAGUUAAUUACAACCAGUGAUUCCGCGAGGCUGCCCUAUGGUAAUCCACUUGCCGGUAACUCACAAAAAAAUGCUAGAUUGCAUGCACACAAUCAACAGGCGAUGUUCAAUGCUGAAAGAAUACGUCAGCAUAAAGCUCAGUCGCAGAGAUGGAUGAAAACACCUAAAAUAAUCGACAGCUAUAUGCGAGCUUAUCACGAGUCCCAAGAGAGCCAUCAACUAGCAUUAGAACAGCAACAAGCCAAUGUAAAAGAAAACCAACGAAAGCCAGCACAACAUACGAGAGAAUUUAUAAAAAGAACACAAAAAUCUGAGACUGAUACUACGAAGUUGUCCAAAGCAGAUACUGUUGUGAAACCAGAAAAGAUGAGAAAUCAAAGGUCAUAUAGUUCUGUUGAAUAUCAACAGUACUUGGAGCCAAAUAAAUAUCAAACUAUUUAUAUUACAUCUCCAUCAUCUUAUGUUCAAGGAAUGACUAUAAAACCAAACGCGAUAAAUGCAAUAGUCCAUUCCCAACAAUCUUCUAAGCUUUAUGGCGAAGCCAUAAGUUCAGAGAACGUUUUCCCGAAAUACUAUCCUACAAAUGAUUACAAAUCUGUACAAGAUUUAGAAACGUUAAAUUCUCUUCUGAGUAAAAACCCCGGAGAACAGCUUUCAGAGUUUAACGCAUUAAUAAAAGCUACUAAAGACAACACUGGGACCCAUGACAGAGAACUAGAGAUGCCCAUUGAUCUUUAUUUCUAUUUAAAAGAUCCUUCACACAAAGCUUUAUCAGAUCAUUACGAUAAAACAGCAUAUGCACAAAUACCGAGCACACAAGAAACUGUAAAGGACCAUAUACCAAUUACAGAAGAAGUAGACGAUGUCGAGAAUCCCGAAGAAAUGACAAAAUCCAAAGUCGAGUCGAUUUCGACACAAACGCCACAGUUACAUUUGUCAACAACAAAAGAUAUCCAAUACAUAAAUUCAGAACUUACAAAUCAAAUUUUAAGCGCUGGAUAUAAUCCAUUGCAAGAAGAACAAUACGAUAUAAAGGAACAUGAAAGAAAACCAAAUUACGAAGCAUUACGAUAUGGAUAUCAGCCAACAGCAUACUACAGUGCUGAUGAAGACAAUACGGAAGGAGAUCUGAGUGAGAGAUAUCUUCAUCAUAACGCUAAGAAAGGUGUGCAGCAUUUAACUAACGAUGGUUCAGGAGUAUCAGCAUAUAAUGAUGAAAAUCUUCACUACGCCGCGAACUACGAAUUUGGCUACAGGGUUCGAGACCUCCACAGCGGCAACGACUUUGGUCAUCACGAAGCGAAGAAUGGAAAAGGAACGAGCGGACACUACCAUGUCCUCCUCCCAGAUGGACGGAUGCAGAAUGUGCGAUACUCUGCCGGCCCUGAAGGUUAUCACGCGGACAUUUCGUAUGAUCACUAUAAAUAG
Parnassius mnemosyne (clouded apollo) is the source of this 1557-nucleotide messenger RNA. NCBI's taxonomy places the organism in Eukaryota, Metazoa, Arthropoda, Insecta, Lepidoptera, Papilionidae. The record is from the annotation of a GenBank genome assembly.